AUGGCCGACAUCUACAACCCGCCCGUGUCGUCGUAUCCCUCACCCCUCAAGGGCUACGAGAAUGCCGAGCCUUUGGGUAGUGAGAUGAACGAGGAUGGAAAGAGCCUGAAGAACGCACAGACUGGUGUCAAGAGCGAGGCCUACACCCGUUUCACCGAGCCUCUUGACAACGGUAUCAGAGGCGGCUUUGAUGUUCACAUCUACUAUUUUCAGUCAAAUCCUGAGCAGGUCAAGUAUGCUCGUGAGCUGUUUGAACGUGUCCGCCACGAGUUCCCCGAACUGCGCAUCUACAGCAUCUUUGAGGGCCCCAUAGGUCCGCACCCGAUCGCCAUGUUUGAGGUCAACCUCUUGAGCCCGGCAGAGUUCGGCGCGUUCAUCCCCUGGCUCUCCGUGUGGAGAGGGCCCCUGUCGGCGCUGGUGCAUCCCAACACCGUUGUAGCGGAGGGUACGAGCAAGGCCGAGAGGGCGGUAGAGAUGAGGAAGGACCACACCACAAGGGCACUCUGGAUGGGCCCUGAGGUCCCGCUGGAUGCCUCCGUUUUUGAGAGGAUGGCUUCCUCCCCGAAGGACACUGUUGCCGGCGAACGGCUUAUCAUCCGCACAGAUAUGCUCAACACAAGCAACUCCUUUGUCUUUGAUGUACAUAAAAUGAAUACAGUCGCCAUGGAAGAUGAAAAGAUCAACCUCUUGGUAGCUGCCAAUGGCCUCAAGGAGGUCGCCCAGGCCCAGGCCAUCGCGGUGCGCCUGUCCAAGGAACCCAAGAUCGCGAUCACGGUCCUGGUUGAUGACCUGACCCACCGGCUCAUCCAAGAGUUCCCCGCGCACGUCAACUCUCCCAUAACCCUGACGCAGAGCGUCCAGGCAACCGAAGACAUCCGGAGGAAGGCACACGACUUGGCCGCGUGGGCGGACCUCCUCGUGGUCGUACCCCUGGGAGCGAACCAGCUGGCGCAGCUCGCGCUGGCCUUCACUGGCGAUGUGCUCUCGGAGGUCCUGCGUGCCUGGGACGUGUCGAAAAGAGUCAUCGUUGCCCCAGGCAUGACGAGCCAGGUCUGGAACCAGCCGGCCACAGAGGAACACAUGGCCAAGGUGAACAAGAAAAUGCCGUGGAUCCGUUUGGUGCCGCCCAUCUUGUGGGGGUUUGACGAGGCGAGUUUGGACUCCAACGGCCGGCCCAUGGCUCGAUGGGACAGCUUCAACGACGUCGUGAGGAUGAUCAAGAACCACGCAGAUAUGGCCACCCUGGGCAGCGGCUGGGUCAACUGGCCGUCGAAAUUGCCUUUGAUCGAGAUGGUCCCCACGAACACGAAGCUGCCUCCUGAGAUAUGGAGCAUGGUGAUGGAGGAACUGGGCGACUGGGAGUUGGCGCAGACAUUGGGGGUUCCUGCGAACCUUCCGUUCCCCAGCGAGCUGGGAUGGCAUAAAGAGCCCCAUAACCCACACGACCCAACCCAGGUCUUCAUGCAUGAACUCGAGUGGACAUUGCUGAGUGCUGAUGAAGAUGCUAUAUGCAAGAAGCUGUCUGAAUCUCCAGAGCCCCUCGAGGAGAUCUCGGCCCUCGCUCUGAAGCUCGUUCUCCGCUACUCUCUGAUUCGAGUCCUCACCGUCCUCGAACACCACCAUCCUCUAGUCUUCAGGCACAUGAACCAGUCAUACAUACCUUGGAAGGCGGCUGGCGUCUAUGGUCGGACGGAUGUCCUUGACUGGUGGUCCAAGGCAAGCUGCUUCCAGGACCUGCAAUGGGACAGGCGUGCGCUCGACACCGCCUCCAGCAACGGCUAUGUGCAUGUGUUGGAGUGGUGGAGGCAGUCCGGGCUGGCGCUCAAAUACAGCGAAGCAGCAAUGGAACUUGCCACUCUCCACCGGCACAGCGCAGUCCUGGAAUGGUGGCGAGGCCUCGCUCUCAAAGACCCGGAGGUCCCGCUCAAGUCGGGGAGGUCUCUGACGUACGCCGUGUCAGUGGGCGACCCGGCGAUGUUCAGGAUGCUCAUGGAGAGUGCGGUCGGGACGGCGGACCGGCGCAUCGGGGUCUGGGAGGCUUCGGAUUGGGGCAACGUCGAGCUGCUGAAUGUCUGUCGCGAGGUUAUGAAGGACGAGGAUCUGCUGUAUGGCACAGAGCACAUCCUGGACGAGCCCACGCGCCGAGGUCACUUUCCCGUCCUGGAGUGGUGGAAGGACUACGCUCUUGGGGAGCCCCCGGGCAUGAACGGGAAGAGGGCCAAGAAGGUUGGCUACAGGAUUGCAGACAUACUCGACGGCCUGGAGGACGUCAGGACAAGGAACAAAGGCAGAGCUCCAACGAGGGAUUGGUGGACUCGAACCUGGCGCGAUGUCGACACAAGGGACGCGCAUAGGUGGAGCAUCCUUAUGACCACAUACUCUGCGUUCGUCUCUUUUCGUCUUUCUAGAAAGACAACUCACCCUCCCGAUAGAAGCCCCCCUGCCCACCCUGGACUUAACACCCAGGACGGUGCCCUCCCCGACGAAAGUGCCGCCCGUCUCGACCACGGCGCCGACCUCGACCGUGACAAAGUCGGCCAGCGUCACGCUGCCCUCCGCGCCGCCGGGCCCCGGGGUGGCGCCGACGUGCGAGCGCUCGUGGACGAUGCACCGGCGGCCGAUGUUGACGGGACCCGAGGCCGAGUCGAGGCGGGCGCGCGGGUGGAUGACGCUCUCGGAGCUGAUAGUAAUAGGGUAGGAGCCGACGAGGAUGGACGAGUCGGCGACGGUGAUGUUGGACGCGAAGUGCGCGGGGGCCUUGGGGCCGGCUGUCCCGCUCGAGGGCAUCAUGGACUGGCGGCGGGCGGCGCUGGAGGCGGCGGCGGCGGCGGCGGAGGAGGAGGAGGCCGAGGCGGACAUCUUUCCAAUUCCAUCCGGCAAACUCACGCACCAAGCCGUUCGACCACGAAAGCAUCAACCGACCGCUCGAUUGGGGCUUCUACACGGCCAAUUCUGCCACCACCAGCAGCAACCAUGUUGUCGAGGACUGCAGCACCGUCAAAGGCCUCGGCCAAGACGCUGUCGCGGGUCUGCGUGGCCCAGCAGCAGUCGAGAAACUUUGCGACCGUCCAGGAUGGCACGCCGGCCAAGCGAACCUACGGCGGCCUCAAGGACCAGGACCGCAUCUUCCAGAACCUCUACGGCCGCUAUCCGCCCGACCUCAAGCACGCCAAGAAGAUGGGCGACUGGCACAAGACCAAGGAGAUCAUCCUCAAGGGCCACGACUGGAUCAUUGGCGAGGUCAAGGCCUCCGGCCUGCGAGGACGAGGUGGUGCCGGUUUCCCCUCGGGCCUGAAAUGGUCAUUCAUGAACUUCAAGGACUGGGACAAGGACACCAAGCCCCGAUACCUGGUUGUCAACGCCGAUGAGGGAGAGCCCGGCACCUGCAAGGACCGCGAGAUCAUGCGAAAGGACCCCCACAAGCUUGUCGAAGGCUGCCUGAUCGCCGGCCGAGCCAUGAACGCCACCGCUGCCUACAUCUACAUCCGUGGCGAGUUCGUCUACGAGGCCGCCGUCCUCCAGAACGCCAUCAACGAGGCCUACAAGGAGGGUCUCAUUGGCAAGAACGCCUGCGGCUCCGGCUACGACUUCGACGUCUACAUCCACCGCGGUGCCGGUGCCUACGUGUGCGGUGAGGAGACCUCCCUGAUUGAGUCCCUCGAGGGCAAGCCCGGAAAGCCCCGUCUCAAGCCGCCAUUCCCCGCUGCCGUCGGUCUCUUCGGCUGCCCCUCCACCGUUACCAACGUCGAGACCGUCGCCGUCGCCCCGACUAUCUGCCGCCGCGGUGGCAACUGGUUUGCUAGCUUCGGCCGUGAGCGCAACCAGGGCACCAAGCUCUUCUGCAUCAGCGGCCACGUCAACAACCCCUGCACCGUGGAGGAGGAGAUGUCGAUCCCCAUGCGCGAGCUUAUCGAGAAGCACUGUGGCGGUGUCCGCGGUGGCUGGGACAACCUCCUCGCCGUCAUUCCUGGUGGCUCGUCCACCCCCAUCCUCCCCAAGAGUGUCUGCGACGACCAGCUCAUGGACUUUGACGCCCUCAAGGACAGCCAGUCCGGUCUGGGUACCGCCGCCGUGAUCGUCAUGGACAAGAGCACCGAUGUCGUCCGUGCCAUCAGCCGUCUCAGCCACUUUUACAGGCACGAGUCCUGCGGCCAGUGCACGCCGUGCCGCGAGGGCAGCAAGUGGACCGAGCAGAUCAUGAGCCGUUUCGAGAAGGGCCAGGGCCGGGAGCGCGAGAUCGACAUGCUCCAGGAGCUGACGAAGCAGGUCGAGGGACACACUAUUUGCGCUCUGGGAGAGGCUUUCGCCUGGCCCAUCCAGGGUCUGAUCCGCCACUUCCGGCCCGAGCUCGAGGCUCGGAUGCAGAAGUUUGCUCAGGAGAACGGCGGCGCGGCGCUGGGUGGUGGCUGGGCGCACAACACGAGGCAGCAGGGCAAGCUGGUCGCCCCGGGACAAUAG
This is a messenger RNA of Thyridium curvatum, 4458 nucleotides long. RefSeq lists its product as uncharacterized. The transcript has 8 exons. The record is from RefSeq and is a predicted model, not a curated record. Bases 1 to 4458 code for a protein of 1485 amino acids. Gene Ontology annotation, molecular function: NAD binding; FMN binding; NADH dehydrogenase (ubiquinone) activity. Lineage: Eukaryota; Fungi; Ascomycota; Sordariomycetes; Thyridiales; Thyridiaceae.